CAGAGACAGCCACGUGUUUUUUCUUCUCCUUUCCCACGGAAACCCGACACGUGUCCUACUCCCCAUUUUUCUUGGACUGUAAGAGUUUCCCCUAUCCCUCUCUUCCUUCUCUCCAUAAAAGCCAACCAUUCGAUCGAUUGGAUUCCAAAGAUCAAAAGCUUUUCCUGCAGAAAAAUGGAGUCUUCCAGGCAAAAACCCCUCUACCCAGAAGUAAUCCUCUCCAACCCAGAAAGGCCCGUUUCCACUACUGCUUCCUCUUCUUCAGCCCCAUCUCUUUACCCGACGAUCGACAUGUCGGAUCUCGCAGAGAAUCUCUUCCCGGAGAACGAUACCGCCAUGGCGGAGACGGCCCCACAGGAGGAGCUUCUGAUCAGAAUCCCGGGCGCCAUAGUCCACUUGAUCGAGAAGGAUCACAGCGUGGAGCUCGCCUCCGGGGAUCUGGACAUAGUUACACUCAAGCAGGGGGAAACCGUCGUUGCGGCAUUUUGUCGAAUAGGUGGCGACAUCCAGUGGCCGCUGGCGAAAGACGAGGCCGCAGUGAAGCUCGACCAGUCCCACUACUUCUUCUCGCUUAGGGUUCCUUCGGGGGGUCAAGAAUUCAGCGACGAGGAGGACGAAUCGAGGGGAAGUGGGAGUCAAUUGGAGGUCUUGAACUACGGGGUGACGUUUGGUCGAAAGGGCAGGAGGGUUCGUUGAGGGAAUUGGAUAGGGUGUUGGAGAGUUACAGCGCGUUUUCGGUUCAGGAAGUGAGGGAGAAAGGGAUCGACGGAAAUGUGGCGAGGGAGACUACGCCGGAGGAGUUUGGGAAAGAAGGGAAGAAGAAGGAGUUGAUGAAGGAGAACUCUGCGACCUAUUGGACCGUUCUGGCGCCGAAUGUGGAGGAUUACAGCACCUCAAUUGCUAGGAUGAUUGCGGCGGGAUCGGGGCAUGUGAUCAAGGGGAUUCUGUGGUGUGGCGAUGUGACUACGGAUAGAUUGAAAUGGGGGAAUGAUUUCUUGAAGAAGAGGUUGAAGAAAGGUGACAGUGUGGAUGUCAGUCCAGCAGCUCUGAGAAGGAUCAAAAGGGUUAAGAUGUUGACGAAAAGUUCAGAAAAAGUGGCUCUUGGGAUCCUGUCUGGGGUAGUCAAAGUUUCUGGCUUCUUUACAAGUCCUAUUGUGAACUCUAAAGCAGGGAAGAAGUUUUUCAGCCUGUUGCCUGGAGAAAUCGUCCUUGCUUCCCUGGAUGGAUUUAACAAGAUUUGUGAUGCUGUUGAAGUUGCUGGAAAGAAUGUCAUGUCAACCUCAUCAACAGUCACAACUGGGCUCGUCUCCCACAAGUAUGGAGACCAAGCAGCGAGUGCGACAAGUGAAGGGUUUGACACUGCAGGGCACGCCAUUGGCACCGCCUGGGCCGUGUUCAAGAUAAGGAAGGCUCUGAACCCAAAGAGUGCUUUCAAGGCAACAUCUCUAGCCAAAGCAGCUGCAAAGGCUAGCGCUUCUGAUCUCAAGUCUAAAUCCUCGAAGUAAGGACAAGCCAGGGAUGCUGGUUCUUGUUUUACUUAUGUUACAAUGAAUGAUGGAAUUUGUUUGUAACCAUAUAUAUUAGAUUUGUUAGCGCUGUACUGAAACAGAGUAUGUGCUUUCUUUUCAAUUUGUAAGCAACAGUUUCAGAGCAAGGCUCCGAUGAGUAAUGUAUAGCCUUGAAACACUUCAAAUUUUCACAUGAUGAACAGGAAAAUCUGAGAGUUUUUGCGUGUUAAACAACAGAACCAUAUCGUGGAUUUGUUUGCUUGCUUGCACUUGAAAGUUCAGACAAAAGACAAGGAAUCAAAGGGAAAAUGGAAGAAGAGGAAGAGACGAAUCUUUUGACAUUGUUAAGUGUGUCGACAUAAAAAAAAGUUUUUAAGUGUGUCGACAUGAAAAAGAAAGCCAAGUUGUC
This is a messenger RNA of Linum tenue, 1917 nucleotides long. The record is from the annotation of a GenBank genome assembly. NCBI's taxonomy places the organism in Eukaryota, Viridiplantae, Streptophyta, Magnoliopsida, Malpighiales, Linaceae.